This is a messenger RNA of Hemiscyllium ocellatum (epaulette shark), 2842 nucleotides long. RefSeq names its product zinc finger and BTB domain containing 14 (gene zbtb14). Bases 176 to 1501 code for a protein of 441 amino acids. Gene Ontology annotation, biological process: regulation of transcription by RNA polymerase II. Lineage: Eukaryota; Metazoa; Chordata; Chondrichthyes; Orectolobiformes; Hemiscylliidae. Gene Ontology annotation, cellular component: nucleus. The transcript has 2 exons. Gene Ontology annotation, molecular function: DNA-binding transcription factor activity, RNA polymerase II-specific; RNA polymerase II cis-regulatory region sequence-specific DNA binding; protein binding. The record is from RefSeq and is a predicted model, not a curated record.
CGGGAGAGCGCGCUCGGGCGGAGCGGCCGCCCUUGCAAAAAAAAAAGCCCAGUCGGCGGCGAGGAAGCUCGCUCCCUCCCUCCCUCGGUGUCGGUGAACGUGUGUCGGUCCCGGGCCGAGCGGGAAGCCCGGAGGCGGGCACCGCCCCCCACCGCCGUGCGGGAGCCAGUGCACAAUGGGUGAAGUAGUGAAAUAUGUCGAUGAUGAACAUAAAAAUGCAUUUCUGAAGACCUUGAAUGAACAACGAUUAGAGGGCGAGUUCUGUGACAUAGCCAUUGUGGUGGAAGAUGUUAAGUUCCGAGCGCACAGAUGUGUUUUGGCAGCUUGUAGCACUUAUUUCAAGAAACUGUUUAAAAAACUAGAGGUUGAUAGCUCUUCGGUGAUUGAGAUUGAUUUUUUGCGUUCAGACAUAUUUGAAGAAGUACUGAAUUAUAUGUACACUUCUAAAAUUGCUGUGAAGAGAGAAGAUGUAAACCUGAUGAUGUCUUCCGGACAAAUACUUGGAAUAAAGUUUUUAGAUAAGCUAUGUACUCAGAAGCGUGACGUGUCUCCUCAACAGAACACUCCUCGCCGCAAAAGCCGUUAUCCUUAUAGCAUAAGUGCUAAAAUCCAUCGACCCUCAGUGAAUAGUACUGACGAGGAGAUAGAAGAAAUCGGAGAUCAAAUUGAAGCCCAGUCUGAAGAGGCAAUAGAUGAAACCGUACCCAAUCAGGAUGACGGGAAGACGCAAGCAAAUGGCCUGCGGGUUCAGGAAGCCAUUUUAAAAGAACUUGGAAGUGAAGAAGUUCGUAAAGUCAGUUGCUUUGCUUCGGAAGUGGAAACCAUUGAGACGAAUGAGCCAAAGGAUGUGACUCCCCAACCUCCUCCAACUCUCACAUUCAAUGACAGCAUGAGUGGAGUCAAGGAAGAACAGCCACCAGGCUGGACAGCAAACACUGAUGUGAAAUUUGAAUAUUUGUUAUAUGGAGACAGGGAACAGUUCAGUUGUCAGACCUGUGGCAAGACGUUCACGGAUGAAGCCCGUUUGCGGAAGCAUGAGAAGUUGCAUUCUGCUGAUCGACCAUUUGUGUGUGACAUCUGCUCGAAGGCCUUCACCACGCAAGCUCACUUGAAAGAACAUCUCAAAAUUCACACGGGUUUCAAACCUUAUGGGUGUGACGUUUGUGGGAAAUCUUUCAUUCGAGCACCUGACCUAAAGAAACAUGAACGUGUCCAUAGUAAUGAAAGACCUUUUGCGUGCCACAUGUGUGACAAAGCCUUCAAACACAAGUCUCACCUGAAGGAUCAUGAGCGGAGGCACCGAGGUGAAAAGCCAUUUGUUUGUGGUUCCUGUACCAAAGCUUUUGCCAAAGCUUCAGAUCUAAAGAGGCAUGAAAACAAUAUGCACAGUGAACGCAAGCAAGUGCCUACGAGUGUGAUUACAAGUGAAACGGAGCAAUUGCAAGCUGCAGCAAUGGCUGCUGAAACAGAGCAAAACCUAGAAAGUAUAGCUUGUAGCUGAGGCUAAAUUAAUGUAAAACUGGUUUCCCCUUUCCACUUUUCUCUGUAAAGGGCUCCCAUGAAGUAUAGAUGACUGCAUUAAUAAAUGUGGCCCUCUUUAAAUUGUUCCUUUUCACAAUUAAUUGAAUUUUUUUUCUAUGUACAUAAUCUAAUAUAUAGGCUAAAUUGUUGCACUGUAUAAGGAGUUAUUUGGGGGAACAGGAAAAUUCAAAACAUUUCAAAUGUUAUAAAUGCUUUAAUCCCUGUAUAGUGCAAUAAUGUAUUUAUUGCAUACUUUAAGUGUUGUGUUGCAGUUUUAAUUUUUUUUUAAUAAAGUUACUUUUAAUGUUCUGGCUUGCGACCACAUUUGUUUUGACUUUAUUUGGUUGUAACAAAUGAACCACUAGGGUCAAAACACUUUAGGAAUAAGAUCAAAGUAUUUGUUAAACCCAUUCUUUUGAAUGGACAUCUGCCCACAGAAGCAUUGCGAAUUUAGUUGGAACAAUUUUAUGCCUGAUUUUUAACAUUCUUAACAGAAAAGAGCUAUUAUUAGUGUCUGUUUUUUGUACCACUAUUUCUUUUCAAUAAGUUCCUUUAAGGGAAGCAAAGACAAUUUUUACAUAGUCUAUAUAUCACAUGUUGGUCUUAUUUUAUACCAGCUAAUGGUACAAGUUGUAUACUUCGUGAUGUUUGUGCUGACUCCUUUGCUCUGUGUUAUUCUAUAAUGGCAAAGUAAAAUAAGUAUCAAAUAAUGUUUAGUGUUUUUAACAGAAUAUAUGAUGUAAUAAGAAAUUUGUAUGUUAAAUUGAAUAUUGAUUGUACUUGGGGAAAAAUAACAAACGAAGUUGAAAACAGCAAAUUUUCUGACUUUAAAAAAACUGCUUACCAGAUCUUUUAAAAAGGCUUUGGAAUAAAAUUUUGUGCCCUAGCAAUUUAACAUUGGAAUUAUGCUGCUCUUAAUACUUUUCCCUGCACUUGAGCAAACUCUCUUUAAUGCAGCAAUUUGAAAAUUCCUAUGGUGACUUUUUAGAUUGAUGCCUGUCUGUAAAUAUUUUUAAUUAACUGAAUAAUUGUAAAAUUUAUUGUUAAUUUAGACUUCAGAUUUAGUUGUCUUGCCCAACUCAGAGUUUAGAAGAUAUGAUUAAAAUUUUCAUACAGGUAUUUUUGAAUGAACUGUGUAACAUGCUGGUUUUAGUUUAGACCAGCUAAUGAUACAGAUCACAUUUAUCAAAGUGUUUUCACCCUAGUCUAUGCCAUGAAUUUCUGUUCAUUUGUUAAGCAUACAGACAAGUUUUGAUCGCAAUAUGCUUACUCUGAAAUUAGUUGUCACUGUUUUGAAAUGAAUAUUUUGCAACCAACUCAA